GCCGGGCAGGUAAGGGCUGGUGCGGGACGGAGAGGAGCCGCAGCCCCGGCUUGGGCAGUCCCGGGAGCCGCUCCGCCGAGCCGUCGGGCAGCGCGGAGGUCGGCGACCCGUGCCCCUCGCUGCACGCUUGGUUCCCAGGGACAUCCGCCUCUAGGAGCCGGAUUGCGCAAAGCGCUUCCGGGUGGCAUAGAAAAAGGAAAGCCGACUUGAAGCCUGGCUCUUCAGAUCUCCGUGGACACAUUGCCUGCUCACCUGUAUCAUGGCCCUCCACCCCCGCAGAGUUCGGCUGAAGCCCUGGCUGGUGGCCCAGGUGGAUAGUGGCCUGUAUCCUGGGCUUAUCUGGCUCCACAGGGACUCCAAACGCUUCCAGAUUCCCUGGAAACAUGCCACACGGCAUAGCCCCCAACAAGAAGAAGAAAAUACCAUUUUUAAGGCCUGGGCUGUAGAGACUGGGAAGUACCAGGAAGGGGUGGAUGACCCUGACCCAGCUAAAUGGAAGGCCCAGCUCCGCUGUGCUCUCAACAAAAGCAGAGAAUUUAACCUGAUGUAUGAUGGCACCAAGGAGGUGCCCAUGAACCCAGUGAAGAUAUAUCAAGUGUGUGACAUCCCUCAGCCCCAGGGUUCAAUCAUUAACCCAGGAUCUACAGGAUCUGCUCCCUGGGAUGAGAAGGAUAAUGAUGUGGAUGAAGAUGAUGAGGAAGAUGAGCUUGAUCAGUCACAGCACCACGUUCCCAUCCAGGAUACUUUUCCCUUCCUAAACAUUAAUGGAUCUCCCAUGGCACCAGCCAGUGUGGGCAACUGUAGUGUAGGCAAUUGCAGUGUGGGCAACUGCAGCCCGGAAACCGUGUGGCCCAAAACGGAACCUCUGGAAAUGGAAGUUCCCCAGGCGCCUAUCCAGCCCUUCUACAGCUCUCCAGAGCUGUGGAUCAGCUCUCUCCCAAUGACUGAUCUGGACAUCAAAUUUCAGUAUCGGGGGAAGGAGUAUGGGCAGACUAUGACAGUGAGCAAUCCCCAAGGCUGCCGGCUCUUCUAUGGGGACCUGGGCCCCAUGCCUGACCAGGAGGAGCUCUUUGGUCCUGUCAGCCUGGAGCAGGUCAAAUUCCCAGGUCCGGAGCACAUCACCAAUGAGAAGCAGAAGCUGUUCACUAGCAAGCUGCUGGACGUCAUGGACAGAGGACUGAUCCUGGAGGUCAGCGGCCAUGCCAUUUAUGCCAUCAGGCUGUGCCAGUGCAAGGUGUACUGGUCUGGGCCAUGUGCCCCUUCGCUUGUUGCUCCCAAUCUGAUCGAGAGACAAAAGAAGGUCAAGCUGUUUUGUCUGGAAACUUUCCUUAGUGAUCUCAUCGCCCACCAGAAAGGACAGAUAGAGAAGCAGCCACCAUUUGAGAUCUAUUUGUGCUUUGGGGAAGAAUGGCCAGAUGGGAAACCCUUGGACAGGAAACUCAUCUUGGUUCAGGUCAUCCCUGUGGUGGCUCGCAUGAUCUAUGAGAUGUUCUCUGGUGACUUCACGCGCUCCUUCGACAGUGGCAGUGUCCGCUUGCAGAUCUCGACUCCGGACAUCAAAGACAACAUCGUUGCCCAGCUCAAACAGCUGUACCGCAUUCUGCAAACCCAGGAGAGCUGGCAGCCCAUGCAGCCCACCCCCAAUAUGCAGCUGCCUGCUGCCCUGCCGGCACAGUAAUCACCAAUGCCAUCUUCUCUUUCUCUUUUUUUUUUUUAUGAUAUUGUACAUAGGGGCAUUUUUUAUUAUUAUUUAGAUUUAACCAGCUUUUCAAUCUCUUUUCUUUAACAGUGUUAGAAGUUCAUAGCUCUCCAAAUAUUCUUCGCUUUCAAAGUUGAUUUAAUUUAUGGAAAAAUCA
Molecule: messenger RNA, 1856 nt
Organism: Ochotona princeps (American pika)
Lineage: Eukaryota; Metazoa; Chordata; Mammalia; Lagomorpha; Ochotonidae
Gene: IRF6
Product: interferon regulatory factor 6
Exons: 9
Coding region: 260-1678 (472 amino acids)
Biological process (GO): immune system process; regulation of transcription by RNA polymerase II
Cellular component (GO): nucleus
Molecular function (GO): RNA polymerase II cis-regulatory region sequence-specific DNA binding; DNA-binding transcription factor activity, RNA polymerase II-specific; protein binding
Source: RefSeq, a predicted model, not a curated record